Messenger RNA from Microplitis mediator, 2815 nucleotides. RefSeq names its product polyribonucleotide nucleotidyltransferase 1, mitochondrial-like. The record is from RefSeq and is a predicted model, not a curated record. Gene Ontology annotation, cellular component: mitochondrion; cytosol. The transcript is spliced from 3 exons. The coding region runs from base 408 to 2159 and encodes 583 amino acids. Gene Ontology annotation, molecular function: RNA binding; polyribonucleotide nucleotidyltransferase activity; 3'-5'-RNA exonuclease activity. Gene Ontology annotation, biological process: mitochondrial mRNA catabolic process; mitochondrial RNA 3'-end processing. NCBI's taxonomy places the organism in Eukaryota, Metazoa, Arthropoda, Insecta, Hymenoptera, Braconidae.
UGGCGGCAAAGGGAAACCACAGAGAAUUUCUCUGGUGCAUUAUGCCUGGCUAAGCGGUCACCCAGCCAAACUAAACAGCAACCGCACUCGGUGCUGCUUAACUUUGGUGAUCGGCGGAGCCCCCCGAGCCGCACAUGAACCGAUCGGCUGCCACUGCCCCCUAAACAUCGAUAGUUGAAAUAUCGAUAGGUAUCGCCCGUCUCUACUAGACAUUAUUCUACAACACUUGUUAUAGAACACCACGUGUUAUUUAAUAACAACGCAGUCUUAUUGUUAAUCAAGCUACAUCUCGGUAAUUACUCAAUUUCAUAACCUAAAUCAACUGAAUUAAUACUCGCUGAUUUAUCAGGAUUUAUGCCUUAGGACGGCGAGCACGUGCUGUAUUUUUAUUUAACAUACGAAAUUAAAUGGCGCAUCUGGUUAAUUUACGAUUGAUAUUAAGUAACAAAAUAAAAUUACUGACAAAUCAUGGGAGGUGUCGGACAAAAUUACAAGUCAGGUAUCUGGGGAGUGACCGGAGUACUGCUCAUGUUGACGUAUCACUUGGAAAUGGGAAAAAAAUGGUUAUUUCGAUGGGAAAAUUUGCCAAGAUGGCUAACGGAUGCGCGAUGGUAUCAGCAGGCAAGACAUCAGUGAUGAUAACAUCAGUGUGCAAGACACAGCAAUCAUCGAGCACGAUUGAGUCGAUGAUAGACAACUACGGAAUAUAUGUACGACCUCCUAGUCUGAUACCACUGAAUUUUCUGUGCGAGGUACCAGAUUAUAAAGAUGAAAUAACUACAGAGAGACUUAUUGAUCAGACUGUGGGUCCAGGGUUUCCAAAGGGCUAUUGCUAUGACAAGAAACUGAUAAGGAGCACCUGUACGUAUGACGUAGAUAAUCUCCCGGACGUCCUGGCGAUCAAUGCGGCGUCUGCUUCUCUGGCUCUGUCGGACAUCCCGUGGAAGGGCCCGAUGGCUGCGGUGCGCGUUGGCUUUGCGAACAAUGAGGUCUUGAUAAACCCAACCAUCUGGGAACUGGCGCCGAGUUCACUGAAUUUGAUUGUGUCUGCUACUGAUCAGAGUCGGCUGGUCAUGAUGGACGGGUAUGCCAACGGGAUCCUCGAGGCGGAUUUGAAGAAAGCCAUAGAGGUUGGAGUAAGCGAGUGUCAAGAAAUAAUUCGGGCUAUUAAAAGUUUAGCUGAGACUCACGGGAAGCCGAAAAAAUCUUUUGAAGAGGUCCUUAAAAUAGAAGAAAAUCUCCUGGAUUUGAUAAGAUCCCUGGCGGAAAUUAAAUUGAGAGAUAUUUUUACGGACUACAAGCACGACAAAGUGUCCAGAGACAACGCGGUUAAUAAUUUGAGGAACAAUGUCAUGGAGACGAUGAAGAAGAGCUUCGAUGAUUUUAAUUUACCGGCAGUUGCUGAAGCUUUCAAUAUAAUAACCAGGGAAAUUUUUCGCGAAUUGAUAUUUGAAAAUAAUGUGAGAUGCGACGGCCGUAAAUUGAAUGAGUUGCAAGACAUAAAGUGCAAAGUCGGGUUCUGUGAGCUGCGUGGCGAUUGGUCGGCGUUAUUCCAACGUGGACAGACUCAGGUUCGUUGUUCAGUAACUGCGGACCCGCUGCAGAGCGAAGACGAAGAGUACUUGUGGUUGAUGAUGACGAGCGAUGAAUAUGACAGCGACCUUGCAACCGGAGGAGGGAUCGGGAUGUCUGGAGUAAAAGAAAUGGGACAUGACGCACUAGCAGAACGCGGGUUACGUUCAGUGAUUCCUGACAAUUAUGAAAUUCCUCUCAGACUUACGAGUGAAGUACUCGAGUCAAAUGGAUCCUCCUCCAUGGCUACAGUUUGUGGAGGAAGUCUCGCGCUUCUGGAUGCUGAAGUACCGAUUUCUGAGUUAGUAGCGGGUGUCGCUAUUGGUCUUGUUACUAAAUACGACGAGAAUGAUACCAUAAAGGAUUACAGAAUCCUUACGGAUUUGACUGGUAUAGAGGAUUACAUGGGUGACAUGAAUUUAGAAAUCGCUGGAACGAAAACCGGAAUAACUGCAAUACACGCCGACAUAAAAGUAUUGGGUCUUCCACUAGAGAUUGUUAUGAAAUGUAUCUCUGACGGUAUUACUGCAAAUCAAAAUAUCAUAAAUAUCAUGAAUGAAACACUAUCAGCUCCGCGGGUUGAUUAGGUCAACAUGCCCAUGACUGACGUAACCCGGGAAAAAAUGAUCAGACAUGAACAGGCAUAAGUCUUCAAGCCUGAUCAGACAUGAAAAAUGACCAUGCCCGAUCAGGCAUGUUCAGGUAUGUUCAUGUCUGUUCUUGCCCAUCCGGGUAAAAAAAUUAUAUAUAAAAAAUGGCCUUAUAUAAUUAUGUAUAACUAGAUUCAAUUAGCGGCUGAGGCAGCCGUUCGGCACGCGCGUGGCUCGGGCGAUCACCGAAGUUAAGUAGCAUUGAGCGUGGCCACUACUUGGCUGGGUGACCGUUUAGCCACGCGUUGGGUUCGAACGAAGGUCUCUGACCGUUAGGCGCGGGAUGAAGAUCCAGUGAUCGGUAAAAUGGGAAUUUCACUGGAGGAAUCACUGGAGCUUCACCCAAACCGAAACUGUACUGGCUAGGUUUUCUUUGUGGUUUCCCUACGCCACUACACCUCCAUUGCACAAGGGAGGUUGUAGGGCAUCACGGUAAUGAUGCAGUACAGUAUAAGCACAAGUCGGUCCACAGCCGCACAAUGAAGGCAGAAAGAGAAGUAAAGCAGUUGCGAUAUAAAGGCAAAAAGUGUAAAAGGCCGUUACUACGGCUAUGUACUAGAAAACAAUUAAAAAUAAAAAAAUAUUACAAAAAA